ACCCCCCGCCCCGGCCAUGGACUCGCAGCGCAGCCCCGCUCCUCCGCCGCCGCCGCCGCCGCCCCCGGCGCUGCCCUCCCCCCCAGCGGCCGCGCGGGGCGAGCGGCUGCGGGCGCUGCACUGGGAGCCGCUGUCCGCGGCGCGGGUGCGGGGCCGCCGCUCGGUGUGGGCGACGAGAGCCCCCCCGCCGGCCCUGGACCUGCCCCGUCUGCGGCUGCUGUUCCGGGAGCCCCGCGGAGCGUCCCCGGGGCAGCGCCCGCCGCCCGCGGCAGCGCUGCUGGAGCCCAAGCGGAGCAUCGCCCUCGGCGUCCUCCUGAAGCAGCUCAAGCGCCCGGUGCGGCAGAUCGUGCGGGACAUCGAGGAGGGCGUCGGGGCGCCGUACAGCGCGGAGCUGCUGCUGGAGCUGACCCGGCUGCUGCCCGGCGCCAUGGAGGUGAGUCUGGGGCUGGGGGAGCCCCCGGCCGCCCCCUCUGACCUCCCGCUUCCCCGUCCCCGCCCGCAGGUUUCCCGGCUCCGCGCUUUCUCCGGCUGCCCCCAGCAUCUGUCCGAGCCCGAACUGUUCAUGCUGCUGCUGCUGGAGGUGCCCAGUUACGCGCAGCGCCUGGAGCUGAUGGUGCUGCAGGAGGAAUUCAAGCCCCGGCUCAGCGCGCUCCGCGCCUCCAUCCGGACCCUGACCGACGCCGCCGAGGAGAUGGUGCGGUGCGAGGAGCUGCACGCGGUUCUGCAUCUCGUCCUGAGCGCUGGGAACCACCUGAACGCGGGCGGCUACGCGGGCAGCGCCGCCGGGUUCCGCCUGGCCUCGCUGCGGAGGCUGCCCGACACCAGGGCCAACGUGCCGGGCGUGGAUCUGCUGCACUUCGUGGCCAUGGAGGCGGCCCGGACGGACCGACGGCUGUUGGAUUUCCCGAGCAAACUGCCGCACGUGGGCCCGGCCUCGCGGAUCGAGGAGGCGGAGCUGGAUGCGGAGCUGCGGCGGCUGUCGGCGCGGGUGGCGGAGGCGCGUGGUGCGGGAGCGGCGCUGUGUGCGGGGCUGCGGCCGUUCGUGCGGGCGGCGGAGGCGGAGCUGAGCGCGGCGCGGGCGGACAAGGAGCGGAUGCGCGGAGCCGCGGCGGCGGCGCUCGAUUUCUACUGCGAGGAGGCGGCGCCGGGCGCGUUGCGGGAGCUGUGUGCGGUGCUGCACGGCUUCGCCGGCCGCUUCCUGAGCGCCGUGCAGGAGAACCGCGCCCGGGAGCAGUCGCAGCGGCGGCGGCAGCAGCUCGAGCUGCAGCGGGACAAACGACGAUCCGUCGCCACGUGCUCGUUGCGGGACGCGGAGCCCGACGAAUUACUCCGACAGCUCCGCUCCGGCCCGGCGCUGCUCCGGCGGAACACGGCCCCGGCGCUGCCCGAGCUGCGGGGCGACCCCGAAUCCCCGCUGCCCGAGAGCUCCCCCCCCGGCCCGGCUCCCUCCGCCCCCCCUCCCCCGUCCCGGUUCUCCGCGCUGUUCUCUCGGUGGGGGUCCCGUCGCGCUCCCCCCGCGCCGUCGGGCGGCCCCGCUUUGCUCGGCUUCUUGCGGCGCCUGGCGGGCGGGGCGGCGCGCGGAGCCCCCCCGAGCUGAGAACCGGCGGAUUUUAUCCUCCUUUAUUUUUCUGUGUGACGAUAAUAAACGCUUUGGAUUCUCCUCCUGC
Molecule: messenger RNA, 1667 nt
Organism: Coturnix japonica (Japanese quail)
Lineage: Eukaryota; Metazoa; Chordata; Aves; Galliformes; Phasianidae
Product: FH2 domain-containing protein 1-like
Source: RefSeq, a predicted model, not a curated record